CGUCACCACGUUGUUGCGCCGUUCCGCCUUUCCUAGAGCCAGGAGCCUGCACGAGCUAACUGCUAACUUUCUGAAUUCAAGUUCACAAAGUUAUUCUGUCUAAAUAAUCUGUACGUGGUUUGAUCAUCACCGUGAAUCAUCACCGGGAUCUUCUGCCAAACCGACCCAGUGACCAUACUCUCUCCGGCGGGGAAAACUGAGCAAUGUACAAUGGGAUUGGCCUGACGACUCCUCGCGGCAGUGGUACUAAUGGCUACGUCCAGAGGAACCUGUCCAGCAUCCGGACGAAGCGUCCGCGAGAAGAGCGCCCCCUGGAUGACAAAGAGCGUGAGCGACUGGAGAGUCAGCUCAACCGGCAGCCCAAUGCAGACAUCCUGGAACACCAGCGCAAGAGGCAGCUGGAGGUCAAAUGUGCCGAGCUGCAGGACAUGAUGGAGGAACAGGGGUACUCUGCUGAGGAGAUCGAGGAGAAGGUAAACAGUUUCCGAAUGAUGCUUCAGGAGAAAGAAGAACCCACCCCAAAACCCAAUGAGAAACCAAGUGUGACAGAGACGCACGCUCUGGCUGCGGCGAAUCAGCAGAAGAAUGACCGACUGCGCGCGGCGUUUGGGAUCUCCAGCGACUACGUGGAUGGGUCCUCAUUUCACGCCGACCGCAAAGAGAAAGAGAAGGAAAAGAGGGAGCAGGAGCGUCAAGAAAGGGAGAGACAGCAACAGCAGAAAUACACUUUGGUAGAAGACUCUGAUGACUCAGAUUCUCCUCCAAAGAAACGGAGCCGGAAGAAGAAAAAGAAAAAUAAGAAACGUGAAAGUUCAGAAGAUGAAUCCUCUCCGUCCCCCAGCAGAGACAAGAAGAAAUCUAAAAAGAAGAAAAAGAAACAUGAAUCUUCAGAAGAGGAAGAAGACAGUUCUUCAAAUGAAAAGCGAAAAGUGUCAAAGAAGAAGUCAAAGAAAAAUGAGAGUCCUACCCCUAAAUCUAAGGUGGCGCGUCAGAGAAGUGUGUCCUCCAGCUCUGAGCACAGUGUGUCUUCGCCCCCAAGGUCCCGCCCACAGGAAGUGAAAAGGAAGGAGAGCGAGCGAAAAGGGCGGUCUCCAGAGCGACGGAGGGACAGAGACGAGCCCAGCCCCCAACGACAACAGUCUGAUAAUAAGAGGUCGAACGUUGAGCGUGAGAAAGCUGCACAGAAGCGCCGUCAUGACUCCUCUUCUCCAUCUCCUGCUCCUCAAAAAGAACGAGGGAUGAGAUCAGGAAGCAAAGGCCGAGAAAACGACAAGACUAGAGAGGCAGAGCGAGGGAGGAGGUCACGCAGCCGUGACCUGGACAGACGACAACAUGAACCGGAACGGAGAGAGCGAUCCAGGAGCAGGGAGGAGAGGAGGACAGAGAUGGGUAGAACAAAACGAUCUAGAAGUAGAGAGAUGGAGAGAGAGAAACGGCAACCUGAUAGAAGAGGGAGGUCUAGAAGUAAGGAGGCCCAGAAGGAGCAAAGCAGAGAAAUGGAGAGAGGAAAGAAUGCAUCGCGUAGAGGAGGAGAAGAGAAAAGUGAUGCUAAACAAAAACCUAAAAACAGACAUGAUUCUUCGCCCUCUCCAUCUCCUCCUCCUCUUCCUCAAAGCAGACGAGCGGAGGCAGUGAUGUCGAGGAGGUCUAGAAGCAGAGAGGGUGAAAGAGGAAGGAGGCCGAGAGCGGAGGAGGAGAGGAGAGAUUCGGACAAAACGAAACCAAGCGCCCCUCCGCAAAGAUCUAGACACGAUUCUUCCUCCUCUUCAUCGUCCUCGUCAUCUUCGCCUUCCCCCGCUCCUGCUCAAACAAGACCGGAGCCACCGAAAAGCAAAUGGAGUGAUGACAAAGGAGAGAAAGAAAGAAGUAAAGGCAUAGAAACAAAGAGGAGGUCACAAAGCCAAGACAAAAAUGGUGGAAGAUCUGAAAAAACACAGGUCUCUAGAGGUAGAAGGUCUAGAAGUGGUGAUAGGAGGGAUGCUGGGAAACCAAAUGUCCCUCAAAGAAAUAGACGGGCUUCCUCGUCAUCUCCAUCUUCUCCGCCUCCAAAAAUUCCAUUGCGAGAAGACUUGCGGAGUAGAGACAAAGACGGCGGUAACAAAAAAGCACGACAUGAUUCGUCCUCCUCGCCAUCGCCAUCACGGCAAUCGAAGCCAGCCCCAAAGAGGAGAGAGGAGAGGGAAAGCAGAGAGGGGGACAAGGGGAGGCGCUCUAGAAGUAAGGAGAGAGGAGCUAAAGAUGAGGCUAGAAGUGAAAAAAGUAGUCGUAAAAAUAGACACGAUUCUUCGGCGUCGCCCUCUCCUCUUCCUCCCCCUCCUCUUCGGUCGUCGCAGGGGUCGAGGAGAAGUAGAGAGAAAGACGGGGACAGGAAAGCGAGACGCGAUUUGUCUGCGUCGCCAGAAAGACGAAAAGAUACAGGGAAGAGAGAGGUGACGUCACAGCAACUCAGAAACGAAGAGAGGGAAGGACCGAGAUCCAGAGAAGCGCGCCAAGUUUUAUCCGAAAAGCAAGAUAAGGAUUCACGAGAGGAGAGGAGCAGGAGAGGAGGAGAGGGUGAGAGGAGGAGUGAGAGAGGAGAGGGUGAGAGGAGGAGUGAGAGAGGAGAGGGUGAGAGGAGGAAUAUGAGAGGAGAGGGUGAGAGGAGGAAUGAGAGAGGAGAGUGUGAGAGGAGGAGUGAGAGAGGAGAGGAAGUAGAAAGGAGGAGAGAGAAAGAGUUGGAAAGGAGGGGCAAUAGAGGAGAGGAGGUGGAGAGACAGAGGAGCGACAGAGCAGAGGAGGUGGAGAAGAGGAGAGAGAGGGCAGAGGAGGAGGUGAAGCAGAAGGAGAAGGCACCGAGUCCUAAAAAGAAAGCCGGUGAAAAGAAGCGUGAGAGCAGCAGCAGCAGCAGCAGUGACAGUGACUCCUCCUCCUCUUCUUCGUCAACGUCAUCCUCCUCUUCAUCGUCCUCUUCAUCAUCCAGCUCCUCAUCUGAAGAUGAAGGUAAAACGUCUUCAGAUAAAGUCAGAGAAGCUGCGAUUGGAGCUGCCGUCCAGAGACAUUUCGCAAACGGAAGAAAAGAGAGUCCUGAAGCGACGCGACACCUGCAAACCGACAGGACUGACAGGGACCAGAGGAGCGACAGGACUGACAGGGAGCAGAGCGCAGGUGCUCGGCGCAUAGGGCAGGAGCGGUACAGCCCCUCUCAGGUGGACAGCCCCAGCCCUCCUCCUCCUCCUCCUCCUGCUCAGAGACACUCACCUCCCCACACCGAGGACAGAACCAGGACCAGAGACCGAGAAGCAGACAGGAAAACCUCCAGGUCAAGUCCUCAGGCCAGACGCUCUUCUCCACCACAGAAAAGCUCAUCCCCCCCACAUCGCCGCACCCCACCCCGGCAGUACCAAGACCCUGCACCAUCGAGGGGGAGGCGCGCAUCUCCUCCCAAAGGCUGGUCUGAGCGGGACAGAGAACGGGACAGAGAACGGGACAGAGAGCGAGAGAGAGAUCGAGAGAGAGAUCGACCAAGGGACAGAGACAGAGACUUUGAGAGACAACGGGACAGGGACAGAGAAAGAGACAGAGAGAGGGACAGGCAGAGAGACAGAGAGAGGGAGAGAGAUAGGGAAAGAGAGAGAGAAAGAGAGAGAGAUGGAGGACGGCCGAUUCGGAGGAGCAGGUCCAGGUCACGAAGUCCAAGACGAACCCCACCUCUGAACAGGUCGAAAAAUGUGUCUCCGCCCCCACAGCAGAGGAGGAGGAGUCGCUCUACUUCACGAGAUCGAGGCAGAGCUCCACGAGAGGCAGACAAACCGCGAGCUCCACCAAAAGAAGCUCCCAAACGUUCUUCUUCAUCCUCCUCUUCGUCCUCCUCCUCCUCUUCCUCCUCACCUUCACCAGAGCGACAGAAACAGGCCCGAAAAUCCCCUCCAAACCCAGACACGCGCACGGACGAUCAGAAGGCGCGCUCCAGUCUCUCAUCCUCUAAAGCCCCGCCCACCGACAGACGCCAGUCACCGGCUGUGAGCCAAUCAGAGAGUGGAGGCAGGGAGCGGGAGGCGGAGCUCAAGGGGAGGAGCGAAGUGAACGGAAAACAAACCAAAACGGACAAAAAGACGGAUAAAAAACGACACAGCAGCAGUUCCUCCUCAUCCUCUUCAUCGUCAUCGUCCUCUUCCUCGUCAUCCUCAGACAGUUCGGACUCAGAGGGGGAGCAAAAGAAAGGGAAAAAGGCUCAAACCACCACUCAGAGCUCCGAGUCGUCGUCCUCCUCUUCUGAAGACGAGAAGGAAACUAAGAAUAAGAGCAACUCUUCUGGCCGUGAGAGGGUUCCUGCUGAUUCGCUCAGAGACUCGCGCUCGCUCAGUUACUCUCCACCCAGACACAUGAGAGGCAGCCGCAGCAGUGGCAGCCGUCCGUCUCCCAGUCGCUCGUCCAGCAGCAGAAAUAAGAAAUGAUCCAUGUUUUUUUACCCAAACUGACCCUGGUCCAGUCUGAGGAGGGACUCUGCUCUGGAGCCUGUGACCUCUGACCUCCGACCCUGCCCUCUGACCCUGCGCUGGGCCCGGACUUUUCUUCUUAUUCUUUUACACAGUGAAGUAGCCCUACUGCUGGUGUUCUGUGUUUAUGUAGAUAUGAGCUGAACCAUACCAUGGUUUCUCCUUAUGUAACAAAGAUUAAGUGAUUUGGAAUUCUUGUUGGCAGAAUCUGCAACUCGUACUUUUAUUUCUUUGUUGAAAUUGUUAAUAUUAAUAAAACGUAACUGUACAUUUUA
Messenger RNA from Boleophthalmus pectinirostris (great blue-spotted mudskipper), 4750 nucleotides. It is a transcript of the gene srrm2, whose product is annotated as serine/arginine repetitive matrix 2. The record is from RefSeq and is a predicted model, not a curated record. Bases 204 to 4433 code for a protein of 1409 amino acids. Lineage: Eukaryota; Metazoa; Chordata; Actinopteri; Gobiiformes; Gobiidae. The transcript is spliced from 16 exons.